GGUACUUGAGAAACAAGCAAUUCACAAAGAACAAGUCCUAGCCUUUUCUCGCACCAUAACUAAACCCACCACCGUCGCCGGCCGCCGCCACCGCUAAUCCAUCGUCUUCAACUCGACAAUAGGUUAGUCAUGUUUAAGCUCAUUAAACCCUGUUUCUUGCUUAACUUUUUUAGGGUUUCAAUAUUCUUUCACCCAUUAUUACAUCCAGUUCUACCAUUGCACCAAUCUUGAUCAAUAACUGAAAUUUCGUUCAUUUCAUUCAUGACCCAUCUCAAUUCAUGUUGAAAUUAGGUUCUUUUCGUCCUCAACAUGCUCUGUCCCCUUCAAAUUUCCAAUCUUUUUACAAAAUUACAGCGUCUUUACACUCCAAGAUUCAAUUUUUAUCCCCAAUUAUGGAUACCCAGAUGAACUAUGAGUUACUAGAUUCAAUGCUUUCAUUUAACCGGAUGAUCGAAAGGACCCCGGUUCCUCCGGUUCGUGAAUUCAAUCAAAUCUUGAUUAAAAUUGCGAAAAUGAAACAAUACCCUGCUGCGAUUUCGUUGAUUUUGGACCAUGAUAUGUUAGGGUUUAACUCUUUUGUUAAACCGAAUGUGUAUACAUUUAGUAUUGCUAUAAAUUGCUUGUGCCAUAUGGGUCGGGUGGAUGUCGGGUUUUCGGUUUACGGGAAGAUGAUUAAACUUGGGUAUAAGCCGGAUUGCGCGGUGAUUAACACUUUGUUAAGAGGGCUUUGUGUUGAUGGUAAUGUUACUCACGCGGUUAAGUUUUUUGACGAGAUUGUGAGGAAUGGGUUGGAACCGACGGGGGUGACGUAUGGGACGUUGAUAAAUGGGAUUUGUAAAAGUGGUGACUCGCAAGGUGCGCUUCGGUUGCUUAAAGAUAUGGAGGAGAUGGACGUGUGUCAACCGGAUACGUUUGAGUAUAAUAUGAUUAUUGAUCGGCUUUGUAAAGAAGGGCAUGUGACUCAAGCGCACGAGAUCUUUUGUGAAAUGGUUUCGAAAGGGGUUUUGCCGGAUGUUGUGACGUUUAACACUUUGAUUCGAGGGUUUUGUAGUUUGGGUUUGUGGGAAGAAGCGAAGUUGUUUUUGGACGAGAUGCAAGAUAGAGAUAUUUUGUUGGAUGUAGUUACGUAUAGCAUAAUCGUUGACUUUUUGUGUAAGAAAGGCGAGGUUGACGAAGCGCGUAAAAUGAUCGAGUUAAUGAUCGAACGAGGUGAGAAACCGGAUACGUGUACUUACACUGCACUGCUUCACGGGUAUUGUUUGGUAGGUAAAGUGAGCGAUGCUAGAAAGAUUUUUAACAUUAUGAUAGCACAAGGGUGUGUGCCGAGCGACGUUAGUUACACCGCACUAAUGCAUGGAUGUUGUAUGCUUGGCAAAAUGAAUCACGCUAGAAACAUCUUCGAUAUUAUGGUCAAACGAGGAUAUACGCCUUGUGUUAUUAGCUAUACCAUCUUGAUUGACGGAUAUUGCAAGAUUAAAAAGAUAGAUAAAGCGUGGGAUCUCGUUAGCGAAAUGUAUAAAAAGAGAAUCGUUCCGAAUAUCGUGACGUAUACGUCUCUCAUCAACGGUUUUUUGCAUGUUGGAAGAUUCCGAGAGGCGUUUCUUCUUUUCGACGAAAUUCAAAAACAUGGUAUACUUCCAAAUAUUUAUACUUACUCUACUUUGAUCGAUUCUUUGUUGAAAAACGGGAAACUCGACGAAGCGUUUAAAUUGUUUAAAACUAUGGAAGCUAGUGGUAUAAUCCCCGAUAUCGUUCUUUGUACUAGUCUUAUCGACGGUUUGUGUAAAUCCGGAAAAAUCGAUGUGGGCCAUGAACUGUUUAAUAAACUUCAUGCUAGAGGCUUGCAACCUAAUUCUCGUACGUAUAAUGCUUUAAUGGGUGGUUUUUUUAUGUACGGUAAACUUAACGAUGCGAAAGACUUGCUUCAAGAAAUGAUGGAUGGAAGUUGCAAGUUGGAUGGUGUUACGUAUAACUUAGUUAUUCAGGGAUUUCUUCGAUAUAAUGAGAUGAAAUUAGCGUUAUCGUUUCUCGAUAGAAUGGUUGGUGCCGGUUUCUCUGCAAAUUCACACACGUCGUCAAUCUUAGUGCAUUUGUUGGCGACAAACGAGUUGGAUGAUGCUGUAAAAGACGUGCUUAAGAAGUUCUUUCGGUUUAUGAACAAAAAAAAGUUAUGUAUUUAGUGAAUGGAAUAUCGGGAAGCGGGCUCCGGUGAAUGGUUUGCCGUUCAAAAGAACAGUUUCGGUUGUGAUAUGAAUCUGUAUUUCUUGUGUUCAUGCUUGCCGGUUAUGUCCAACAGGAUCGGUGGUUAUAUUAAACACGGGUUGACUCGAAGAAGCCCCUUGAUGAGUCGUCACUCGUCUGAGUUAUCUCCUAUUUGGAGACUCGGUGAGCCUAUCGGUUUGUGACUUUUAGAGAUGACUUGAACCCUGAUGACUUGGAACAAGUAGUGAGAAAAAAUGAGGCUGCAAAAGUGUUUCUUUAAAGACAGUCGUAAAUGCGGAAACAAAUAAAAGUACUUAACUUGGAGACCAAUAUUUAUAUGCGCUUGUCGAAGACAAACGGAUACCUGAAACAUGACCAUUGCCGAUAUAUGAGACUCGAGAAGCUUCAAGACAUCAGACGGAUUCAAGAGAGCAACCGAGUUUGUAAUAACCUGCAAAACCAAAACCAAAAACAAUAUACAAUCUUGUAUAUAAAUUUUUUUGAAUUAUUUGUAUGAGGAUUUUGCCCUCAAUGACGUUAACCGUCUGCUGCUUUUAACGUUAUUUUCACAAAAUUAGUAAAAUAACGUUAAAAUUAGUUCAUCAAUAUCAUUAAUUCAUUAUCAACUUCAA
This is a messenger RNA of Helianthus annuus (common sunflower), 2834 nucleotides long. Its product is annotated as pentatricopeptide repeat-containing protein At1g63330. NCBI's taxonomy places the organism in Eukaryota, Viridiplantae, Streptophyta, Magnoliopsida, Asterales, Asteraceae. The record is from RefSeq and is a predicted model, not a curated record. Bases 279 to 2180 code for a protein of 633 amino acids. The transcript is spliced from 4 exons. Gene Ontology annotation, molecular function: protein binding.